Messenger RNA from Camelina sativa (false flax), 736 nucleotides. NCBI's taxonomy places the organism in Eukaryota, Viridiplantae, Streptophyta, Magnoliopsida, Brassicales, Brassicaceae. The record is from RefSeq and is a predicted model, not a curated record.
AUGUUUGAGUAUAGUCGAAGGUGCACAUUUGACGAUCAUGUUAAAGAUUCAAGGAUGGAGAAUGGGAAAGACAAGUUUCUCAGCAUUUGCGAAUGUAUAACACUAAAGGUGCUUAGCAACUCAAAUCUACACCUUGUGUCUGUGGAUUUACCAGUUGCAAAUACACUCGAAGAUGCAACUGGCCUGCGAUUAAGAUUCGGCAGCAAAAUCUUGAGCAGUGAGAUCCCUCUUUUGAUUACCAUCACAGUCCAAGGCAAAUGCACCGAAGUUCUGAAUUUGACAGUCAAGAUCAAUUGCGAAGAAACGGUUUUUGGUCUGAACCUGUUGAACAGGAUAGCUAAUUUCAUGGUUGAGCCGUCUUCUUUAACCAGUUGAUCAGCGAAAUAGAGAAUUUUUUUUAUUUAUAUGGUUCAAAAAUACGUAAACAUGUGUAUCCUACUAAACCCUGUUUUGUAACAUUUUUUUUUUGCUUAUACAUUUCUGUAUAAUUUUAUUAUAAAUACAAUGAGAUUUCAUAAACAUGCUCUUACUAAGUUAAAGAUUCUCUACAACCAACAAAUCAUGAUACAUUAUGAAGAUUAAAUAAUAUUUUUUUCAAACUUAUGAAUAGCUUAAUGAUGUUGACACUAAAGAUAAAACAGUAACAUAGAAUCAGCAAAACAGUAAGGAACGAAACUAAUCAAACUGGCUGUGCUUCCAUCCUCCAAAUACUUCUCCAUCCAUUGCCCUGUCUUGC